Sitophilus oryzae (rice weevil) is the source of this 1475-nucleotide messenger RNA. It is a transcript of the gene Arp3, whose product is annotated as actin-related protein 3. Gene Ontology annotation, cellular component: Arp2/3 protein complex; actin cortical patch. Gene Ontology annotation, molecular function: actin filament binding. Gene Ontology annotation, biological process: Arp2/3 complex-mediated actin nucleation. Bases 118 to 1371 code for a protein of 417 amino acids. NCBI's taxonomy places the organism in Eukaryota, Metazoa, Arthropoda, Insecta, Coleoptera, Curculionidae. The transcript has 9 exons. The record is from RefSeq and is a predicted model, not a curated record.
GCGUAAAAUAGAUGAAUCAGUGGCCCUCCCGUUUUUUUGAGGUGCGGUUUUUGUUGAUAACAUUUAUUACAAAUAUACACCAAAUAUUCAUUUAAGAAAUUCCUGUAAAAAGCUAUAAUGGAUAAAUUACCACCUUGUGUUAUCGAUGUUGGCACUGGUUAUACAAAACUGGGAUUUGCUGGUAACAAAGAGCCCCAGUUUAUAAUUCCAUCGGCAAUUGCAAUAAAGGAGACUGCUAAAAUUGGCGAGCAGACGACUAGAAGGUUAGGUAAAGGUGUAGAAGAUUUAGAUUUUUUUAUUGGUGAUGAGGCUUUCGAUGCUACAGGAUAUGCAGUCAAGUAUCCUGUCCGUCAUGGAUUGGUAGAGGAUUGGGACUUGAUGGAGAGGUUUUUAGAGCAAUGUAUCUUUAAGUACCUGCGUGCUGAACCAGAAGAUCAUUAUUUUUUAUUAACCGAACCUCCACUAAAUACUCCCGAGAAUAGAGAGUAUACUGCCGAAAUUAUGUUUGAAAGUUUUAAUGUUCCUGGAUUGUAUAUAGCUGUUCAGGCAGUAUUAGCAUUAGCUGCCAGUUGGACGAGUAGAAGUCACGAGGAUAGGACUCUUACUGGUAUUGUUAUAGACAGUGGAGAUGGUGUUACACACGUAAUUCCUGUAGCUGAGGGAUAUGUCAUCGGAAGUUGUAUAAAGCACAUCCCUAUCGCAGGUCGCAAUAUAACUUAUUUCAUUCAGUCGCUUCUGAGGGAGCGGGAAAUCGGUAUUCCACCGGAACAGUCGCUUGAAACGGCCAAAGCCAUCAAAGAGAAAUACUGUUACAUCUGUCCGGACAUAGCGAAGGAAUUUGCCAAAUACGACUCAGACCCCGCCAAAUGGAUGAAAAAAUUUGACGGCGUGAACUCGGUGACCAAACAAAAUUUUUCAGUCGAUAUCGGCUAUGAAAGGUUCCUAGGACCGGAGAUAUUCUUCCACCCGGAAUUUUCGAAUCCCGACUUCAACAUUCCCCUGUCUCAGAUCGUCGACGACGUCAUUCAGAACUGUCCCAUCGACGUGAGGAGGCCGCUCUACAAUAACAUCGUGCUUUCCGGCGGAUCCACGAUGUUCAAAGACUUCGGCCGACGCUUACAGAGGGAUAUUAAGAAAACGGUCGACGCCAGACUGAAACAGAGCGAAGAUUUGGGAGGAGGACGUUUGAAACCUAAACCAAUCGAUGUCCAAGUAGUCUCUCAUCAUAUGCAAAGGUAUGCCGUGUGGUUUGGAGGAAGUAUGUGGGGUUCGACCCCCGAAUUCUAUCCGAUGUGUCACACGAAAGAGGCCUACGAAGAAUACGGCCCGAGCAUCUGCAGGCACAAUCCAGUGUUCGGAACGAUGACAUAAGAUCGACUUAAAUUUGUAUUAUAUUUACGUUUCUCCAAGUUUUAUAUAUAUUGUAAGAAUUUAAACGAGUUCGAGAAUUAAAAGAAAGACCGUUUAUGAUUUUU